Molecule: messenger RNA, 1250 nt
Organism: Apodemus sylvaticus (European woodmouse)
Lineage: Eukaryota; Metazoa; Chordata; Mammalia; Rodentia; Muridae
Gene: Rpusd3
Product: RNA pseudouridine synthase D3
Exons: 9
Coding region: 26-1060 (344 amino acids)
Biological process (GO): pseudouridine synthesis
Molecular function (GO): RNA binding; pseudouridine synthase activity
Source: RefSeq, a predicted model, not a curated record
CGUGCGUACUGUGCUUGAUCUAGCAAUGGGAACCCUGAGAGCUUGGCGUUGUGUCUCUGUGGUCUGGCGGCCGGGGCUGGGGUAUUGCACACGACGGAGGGAUGCAGGCUUCAGCACCGAGGCCCGGCGUCAGCCUCAACCUCGCCGCUCCCGCAAGAGCAAGGACCUAGUCGAGGAUCAGCCCUUCCCUGGGCUGCUGCGAACAGAGAACCUCAGCCUGGAGGAGCUGGCUCACGUGCUGAGGGCAGCUGUGGUGGAUCAGAAAGGGCCUCUGGUGACACUGAACAAGCCACAGGGUCUGCCUGUGACAGGGAGACCAGGAGAGCUGACACUGCUGUCUGUGCUGCCACAGCUGAGCCAGGCCCUGGGGCUCGAACACCAGGAGCUCCAGGUUGUGCGAGCGCCUGGGAAGGAGGCCUCUGGGCUUGUGCUCCUCUCCAGCUGUCCCCAGACAGCAAGCCGCCUGCAGAAGUUCUUUACCCACUCAAGGAGAGCCCAGAGACCCACAGCCACCUACUGUGCCAUCACUGAUGGCGUCCCUGAGCCUUCAGAGGGGACAGUGCACAUGCCUCUGAAGCUGGAGCGGAUGGAUGGCGUCGAUCUUGCAGUCCCAGUGAUGUCCCCAUCUCGAAAGGACAUCCAGGAAGGUGUCAAAAGGACCCUCAGCCGUUUCCAUGUGAUGGCCACGGGCUAUGGCUGUGCCCUGAUCCAGCUGCAGCCGCUCACAGUCUUCCCCAGUCAGCUGCAGGUACACAUGGCUCUACAGCUCUGCCCAAUUCUUGGGGACCACACCUAUGCUGCUCGUGUGGGCACCGUUCUGGGCCAGCGCUUUCUGUGGCCAGCCGAGACCACCAAGCCCCAGAGACAGGUUCUGGAUGAAGCCCUGCUCAGACGCCUCCACCUCAGUCCUUCCCAAGUGGCCCAGAUGCCUUUGCACCUGCACCUGCACCGCCUCCUCCUCCCAGGCGCCACCUCCAGGGACCCCCCUAGUGAACUCCUGGCACCCCUGCCCCCUUACUUCUCUAGGACCCUGCAGCGCCUCCGGCUCUCUCAACAGUAGACUGUGCCUGACCCCCAGUUGGAAAAUAGGAAGGACAGUGUGGUUAGCACUGAGCACAGCCAUGGUCCCUGGGCUCCUUAAUUCCAAGGGAUCAAAUCCCAGAGAGGCCACUUGAUGGCCGUGUGGCAUUGGGCAGGUGACUUCUCUCUGGACUUAAAAUAAUAAAAGUUCUACCUCACGGUCUGGUUUA